CACACCCCCAUGUACUUCUUUGUCAAGACCUUGUCCUUCAUAGACCUCUGCUUCAUUUCUACAACAGUACCCAAAUCCAUUGUCAACUCCUGGACCAGUGACAGCUCCAUCUCCUUUCUAGGUUGUGUCUCGCAGCUCUUCCUUGUGAUCUUCUUUGGUGCUUCAAAGUUUUUUGUCCUCACUGCAAUGUCUUAUGACCGCUAUACCGCCAUCUGCUCCCCACUGCGCUAUGAGCUCAUCAUGAACAAAACAGUCUGUGUGUGCAUACUAGCAGCGCCAUGGCUCAGUGGGGGUCUGUUUGGAAUCUUGUUUUCAGCUUCUACCUUCUCCCUGACCUUCUGCGGGUCCAAUGCUGUUCAGCAGUUCUUCUGUGACGUCCCCCCUCUGCUGAAGAUCUCCUGCUCUGAAGUCCACAUUGCCAUUGAUGUGAGUGUGGCUGCUGGAUUCUUCUUAGAUGCUGUAUGUUUCAUUUGCAUCAUUCUCUCCUAUGUCUUAAUCUUCUCAGCCGUGCUGAGGAUGCCGUCCUCCGAGGGCCGAACAAAAGCCUUCUCCACCUGCCUGACCCAUCUCACUGUCAUCAUCAUUUUUCUAUUUACUGCAGCAUUUGCCUAUCUCAAACCACCUUCAGACUCGCCCUCAGCUCUGGAUCUGCUGGUUUCCAUGUUCUACACUGUGGUGCCCCCCACUGUGAACCCCCUUAUCUACAGCCUG
Molecule: messenger RNA, 711 nt
Organism: Tachyglossus aculeatus (Australian echidna)
Lineage: Eukaryota; Metazoa; Chordata; Mammalia; Monotremata; Tachyglossidae
Product: olfactory receptor 14A2-like
Exons: 1
Biological process (GO): G protein-coupled receptor signaling pathway
Cellular component (GO): membrane
Molecular function (GO): G protein-coupled receptor activity; olfactory receptor activity
Source: RefSeq, a predicted model, not a curated record